AUGCGCGCUCAUCAUCACUUGCGACGAAUGCUUCAACUUUCUCAACAUGUAUUCCCAGAGAGAGAUGAUGAUAUGUAUGACAUGACAAAAUGUAGUAGCUCAUGGCUGGAACGUUAUGAAACAUCGGGACGAGUGUUGGAGUCUCAUCAUUAUGUCGGAACAACUCUUGGACAACAACAUAUCAUCAAUGGAAAUCAGACAAGUCAUUCGGAGAAUGAUUCCAAUGUUGUUUUUACCGAUUUUAAUCAAGAAAAUCAUUGUCUUAGAAUUACACUCAAUCGACCUAAAAGUUUUAAUGCUCUCUCAUUAACCAUGAUUAGAAAAUUAACCAAAAUUUUGGAACAAGCUCUCGAAGAUUCAAAUGUACAUUUUGUCAUGUUAUCUAGUUCGAAUGAAAAGGCAUUUUGUGCAGGAGGAGACAUUAAGGAUUUGAGAAAGGGAAUUGCCAAAGUAUUUUUCACAGAAGAGUUUGCACUCAAUCAUUUUAUUUAUGAAUUUUGUAAAAAGAAACCAAUAGUAUCCAUGUUAAAUGGAAUUACAAUGGGAGGAGGAGUUGGAAUAAGUAUCAGUACAAAUUUAAGAGUUGCCAAUGAGCAGAGAUAUGUAUUUGCAAUGCCAGAGGUUUUUAUUGGGCUCUAUCCAGAUAUUGGAGCUUCAUGGUUUUUAACACAAUCUUGUCCUAACAUGGCCAUUGCAAGAUAUAUUGGAUUAACUGGAGAGAAACUUAAAGCCCAUGAUGCUCUCUAUUGUAAACUUGUGACACAUAUUAUUGAUAAGGAAGAACAUUUCAAAAAAUUAGCGCAUGACAUUUAUACUGUAUUCAAGUCAUCUUCGACGAAUGGAGAUUUUACUACCGUGCUGAAAGAAUUGACACAAUUCAUUUCCAAAUAUGAGAAAGAAGCACGAAGUUCAAAUGUUAAAUUUGGCAUUCUUGAUCGAUAUCGAAGAGUAAUUGAUUAUUGUUUUGGAGAGGAGAAUGCAAAGAGCGUCAAAGAUGUCUUUAGAAAUUUGAGGCUUUAUAUAGAGCAGCACCCUUCUCGUUGUGAUGCUGACAUUGUUUUUAUUCAAUCAAUUCUUGAACUAUUUGAGAAGAGAGCAUCUCCAACAUCUCUAUUGGUAACGUUUGAAGCCUUGAAUCGUGGUAAAAAGUCAAACUCUUUGAAACAAGUAUUGGACAUGGAUAAAAUUUUAUGCACACAUCUCACUGUGAGACAUGAUUUUCUUGAGGGAGUGCGGGCGGUACUUAUUGACCGUGAUCAGAAGCCAAAAUUCAAACCAGCUACUCUUGAGGAGAUUGAUGAAAUGGCACUUGUUCAAGAAGUGUUUUCUGAGAAACAGUAG
Molecule: messenger RNA, 1341 nt
Organism: Naegleria lovaniensis
Lineage: Eukaryota; Heterolobosea; Eutetramitea; Acrasida; Naegleriidae
Exons: 1
Coding region: 1-1341 (446 amino acids)
Biological process (GO): L-valine catabolic process
Cellular component (GO): mitochondrion
Molecular function (GO): 3-hydroxyisobutyryl-CoA hydrolase activity
Source: RefSeq, a predicted model, not a curated record